AUGGCUAAAGCCAGGACGUGGUACAAUCAUAAUGUAAAAUAUAAAAAUCGUUUAAAAUGUGCAGACAAAGUUUGUCUAGUUACAUUUGAUACACCUACAUUAAUAAUAUUUGGUUUUGAAAAUAUUGCCGCAGAACAUACCACUGCUAUGGAUCCAUUAGAAGCUAAUGGUAUAGACACAGAUCUAUUUGGUUCCAUAGCCAGAUGUUAUGAAAAAUUCGAAGAUUUAAAAAAAGAUGAUGAAUUUCUUGGAAAUGUCGGCGAACAAAAAUUGAUUGUGUUGACUGAUGGUGGUCAUAAUGUUCGUGAUAAUGGUGAUAAGAGCAGAAUGAACCAUUUCUGGGAUUUGUUUAAAUGA
This is a messenger RNA of Didymodactylos carnosus, 357 nucleotides long. The record is from the annotation of a GenBank genome assembly. Lineage: Eukaryota; Metazoa; Rotifera; Eurotatoria; Philodinida; Philodinidae.